CUGCUUGUUAUUGGUAGACUGUUAGAGUUGUCUACUCGUUCUCCCACAAUGGCAAUGAGCACGGGGUUGUCGUGCCUUAUGUCAUCACUGUUUUCCAUUAUUUUGUUCGCUGGUAUGCGACUGAUAAAAGAAUGGCUGUGCUCUUCUAAAUCGUUGACAAUCCUUGGCGGUUUCCUAGGCAGUAUAUUGUUUGUCCUAAUCCUUACGGCGCUCAACAACGCAGAAAAUCUGAUUUUUGGUAAGGGUUUUCAGGCGGAAAUCUUUCCUGAAGUUGCGGUCAGUAUUUUUAUCGCUGCGCUGGUUGCCGGCUUUGUUCACCCAGUUAGUGGGACCACUUGCAUUCCUUUUAGCUUGUAUGCGCUGUACCGGAUUAACCAACUGUCAGCAGAACAAUACGGAGCCGUAAAGCAGUCCACCGUUAUUAGUGGCCAGAAGAAGAAGAUCUGAUACAUUUUACACUGCUUUUAAUUCCUCUGGUCUUGUACCAAAUGUCGGCC
Messenger RNA from Opisthorchis viverrini, 497 nucleotides. RefSeq lists its product as hypothetical. Bases 49 to 447 code for a protein of 132 amino acids. Lineage: Eukaryota; Metazoa; Platyhelminthes; Trematoda; Opisthorchiida; Opisthorchiidae. The record is from RefSeq and is a predicted model, not a curated record. The transcript has 4 exons.